Carya illinoinensis is the source of this 1379-nucleotide messenger RNA. Its product is annotated as carboxy-terminal domain RNA polymerase II polypeptide A small phosphatase 1-like. Gene Ontology annotation, molecular function: phosphoprotein phosphatase activity. NCBI's taxonomy places the organism in Eukaryota, Viridiplantae, Streptophyta, Magnoliopsida, Fagales, Juglandaceae. The record is from RefSeq and is a predicted model, not a curated record. The transcript is spliced from 6 exons. The coding region runs from base 133 to 1038 and encodes 301 amino acids.
CCGAGAAAAUUAGAGAAAACUACAGAAGCAAUUAACGUACGUAUCUGGGCGAGCAGAUCAUUCGUUGAUAUCCUACGCACCCUAAUCAUUCUCUUCCUCUCUUCUCUGAGAGAAAGAGACGCACCCUUGGCUAUGCCUAUGGCCGAGUUGACUCAGACAGAGGUGUACUCACCGAGGUCUCUGCAAGUAUGGCGGACGCUCCUGAACUGGUUGGCCUUGUUCUUUCAGAUCUUCCUUCAGAUCCUCAGAGCUCUUGGCCACCACGCUUUGCUCUCUUCCUCCUCCUCUUCUUCUCCUUCCUUCAAGCCCUUGCCGGUCUCUGAGCUCCCGGACAACGACUCUCCGGAAGCCUCCACCGUUGAAAUCGCCACCGCAUCCGGGGAUUUCGAUUCCGGCGAGCAGUCCGAGAAGCUCACGGUAGUUCUUGACUUGGAUGAAACUCUAGUAUGUGCCUAUGAGACAUCUAGUUUGCCAGCUGUUGUUCGUAAUCAAGCCACAGAAGCUGGGUUGAAGUGGUUUGAACUGGAAUGCAUCUCUUCAGACAAGGAAAGUGAAGGAAAACCUAAGGUCAACUACGUUACAGUUUUUGAGCGUCCUGGGUUGCAAGAAUUCUUAAAAGACCUUGGUGAAUUUGCGGAUCUUGUGCUGUUUACUGCUGGUUUAGAAGGUUAUGCUAGACCACUUGUUGACAAAAUAGAUAAGGAAAAUCGAUUUGGUAGUCGACUCUAUCGACCUUCAACAAUUAGCACGGAGCACCGGGAGCAUGUGAAGGAUCUCUCCUGCCUGUCAAAGAAUCCAUCCCGAAUUGUUAUUGUUGACAACAAUCCAUUCAGUUUCUUAUUGCAACCAUUGAAUGGAAUUCCAUGCAUUCCAUUUACUGCUGGGCAACCACAUGACACACAGCUUCUGGAUGUCCUCCUUCCACUCCUCAAGCACCUUUCUCAGCAGAAAGAUGUGAGACCGUUGCUCCAUGAAAGGUUCCAUAUGCCUGAAUGGUUUCAAAAGCAAGGAAUUCCUACUUCUGCUUGGAUGUUGUAGAAUAAAGACUAUGCAAUAAGAGCCGCCAUUCUUCUUUGUACGAUCACCUACAAUUCCUCUUUUUCAAAGGUAGCACCUCAUCAAUGGACUCAAAAUUUUUGUAUAGCAUCGAUUUGUACACAGGAGGUGAUGAAACCUCGUUUGAAGCUCUAUCCGAAGAUUUCAACUGCUGCACGCCUUGGUCCCAUAGCUACACCAUUUAUGCAUGUAGAUUUGUCAAAGUUCUGAUUGUUAUGAAACUUGAUUUUCAGGCUUGUGAUCAUCUUGAUUGUUUCUGUAACUUGUUAGAAAUUUGUUAAGACAGUAAUCAAUAAUUAUUAGCUGUUUAAAUGUUCCCAGCA